Molecule: messenger RNA, 1594 nt
Organism: Phycodurus eques (leafy seadragon)
Lineage: Eukaryota; Metazoa; Chordata; Actinopteri; Syngnathiformes; Syngnathidae
Gene: igfbp5a
Product: insulin-like growth factor binding protein 5a
Exons: 4
Coding region: 230-1111 (293 amino acids)
Biological process (GO): regulation of insulin-like growth factor receptor signaling pathway
Cellular component (GO): extracellular region
Molecular function (GO): fibronectin binding; insulin-like growth factor I binding; insulin-like growth factor II binding
Source: RefSeq, a predicted model, not a curated record
CGCAGGCACUGGGGCAGGAAGGAGCGACGCGGGGGGAAAACAGACGCGGUCUUUCUCGCGUGGAGACGACAGCUUUUGCGCGCAAUCGGCGCCAGUCAGAAGCGGAGGAAGAGGAGGAGAGACAAAACGCUACGUCUAGAUCUAUACGUGUACAUUUUUAUUUGUUUUUUUCCACCGCAAAGUUGAAGGACAGCUCGACUCUCUUGGUUGUCAAUCGCGUCACGUGUCGAUGCGUUGGCACCUUUGCAGUUUGCACACCUGUGGAUGCAGCAAACGCCCGAUUGAUGCUCGGACUCCAGUCUUUGGUACACACAGGAUUCUUCAGUUCAUAAUCAUCCCGCGGACCAUGCUGCUGAGCGUGCCCCUCCUGGUGCUCCCCUUUCUGUGCGUCACCAGCUGCGGUGCGUCGUACGUGCCCUGCGAGCCCUGUGACCAAAAAGCCCGCUCCCUGUGCCCGCCGGUGCCCGUGGGCUGCCAGGUGGUGAAGGAGCCCGGCUGCGGCUGCUGCCUAACGUGCGCGCUCGAGGACGGCCAGCCGUGCGGCGUCUACACCGGGCCGUGUACGCGCGGGCUUCGAUGCCUUCCCAAAAACGACGAGGAGAAGCCUCUGCACGCCCUCCUGCACGGCCGGGGUGUGUGCAGAAACGAGAAGUUGUACAAACUACUGCAUCCUUCCAAAGAGUCCCUGAUGCCACAAGCCAAGGUGCCCAUAUACGGACGGGACCACAUUAGCAGUCGGAAGGCCCAGGCGAUGAAGCAGGCUAAGGACCGCAAAAAGCAGCUGGCCAGGGUGGGAGCCAACAGCAACUUGGACUUCCCUCUGCACGGCCUGGAGAAACUGGAGCCUGAGUUUGGGCCCUGCAGGAGACGUCUGGAUCACCUCAUUCAGAGCAUGAAGGACACAUCUCGGGUCUUGGCUCUGUCUUUGUACAUCCCCAACUGUGACAAAAAAGGUUUCUUCAAGCGCAAACAGUGCAAGCCGUCCCGUGGCCGGAGGAGGGGGAUCUGCUGGUGCGUGGAUCGCUUCGGUGCCAAGAUCCCUGGCAUAAACUAUGCCGGUGGUGAUUUGCAGUGCAAAGACUUGGACAGCAGCAGCAAUAGGAAUGAGUGAGCUUGAGUCCAGCCAUCACACGUGUUGAGUGCCAACCAGCAGUCUGAUUUGUCACCGUGUGGUCAUGAUGGACUGUUGUUGUUUUAAAAGGGAAGUUGCAACGCUUGCUCAUAGAUUAUGUAACUGUGGUUCAAAACGGACUGUGUUCAUCCACUUUAUAUGCAUAGAUUAUAGACAAUAUAUAUACAGCUCUGAAAAAAAAUUAUGAGACCAAAAUAACUGGACCUUUUUAGGUAUUUUGACAAUUUUGCCUUUUCUGCAAAUAAAUACUCGAAAUGACAAGAUUUGUAAUUGUAAUUUGGGAGUUACAUUUUCAAUAGUUUAUAGAAUAAAACAAAAAUGUUUAUUUUACACAAACAUUUAACUAAAUAGCAACACCACACAAACUGAUGAUUUAUCAGUGGUACCCAUUUUUUUUCCAGAGCUCUAUAUAGACAGUUAUAUCUCAAUAAAUUAAAAUAUCUUAGUAAAAGAAAAUUGUCU